Ziziphus jujuba (common jujube) is the source of this 534-nucleotide messenger RNA. Its product is annotated as cell wall / vacuolar inhibitor of fructosidase 2. The record is from RefSeq and is a predicted model, not a curated record. Lineage: Eukaryota; Viridiplantae; Streptophyta; Magnoliopsida; Rosales; Rhamnaceae. The transcript has a single exon. Gene Ontology annotation, molecular function: enzyme inhibitor activity. The coding region runs from base 1 to 534 and encodes 177 amino acids.
AUGGCCUCCUUUUCUUUACUUUUUGUGACGAUCGUUUUGUCAUUAAUGCUGCCAUUUUUGUCUCCUAUAGCAGCGAAUGAAGCAUUGAUAGAAAAGACAUGCCAUACAACUCCCUACUACGACCUUUGCCUUUCCACCCUCCAUUCCGACAGCUCCAGUGGCAAUGCCAACACCAAAGGUCUCGUCGAAAUCAUUGUCCGAAAAGCCGAAGAGAGUGUGGCGGAUACAGCCGCCUUCAUCGCUGACCAUUUGAAGAAGAAUGCAACCGAGUAUGGGCAGGCCGGGCCAUUGUGUGAAGACCAUUAUAACUCCGCGAAGCAAAGCCUUCAGGAGUCGUUGAAUGACUUGCAAGCCAAUCAGUUUGAUGCUGCAGGAAUAAAGAGCAGUGAAGCUAGGGAAAGUGCCAAGACUUGUGGCUCUGAUUUUGGUAGGAUUGGUUUGGAUUAUCCUAGUGAAUUGGCACAGAGAGAAGAUAUGCUUGAGAAGCUUUGUGAUAUUGCUUCUGCUAUUAUUUCUUCUAGCUUUGUGGCUUGA